Ectocarpus siliculosus is the source of this 2318-nucleotide messenger RNA. NCBI's taxonomy places the organism in Eukaryota, Phaeophyceae, Ectocarpales, Ectocarpaceae. The record is from the annotation of a GenBank genome assembly.
AGGCGGAAAAACGACAACUACAACAAUGGCUCCACCGUUGCGAACGAUGAUGGCCCUCUGCGCGCCAGCGGCCCUGGUCGCGUUCGUUGUGCGGCCCAACCCCGGCUCCUCCGUGAUCCGAGCACCGGCAUCGGUGCCAGCAGCCGCCACUUCGAACACCCAGAAGCAGCGAGUCGGCCCGCUGUUCGCGAAGCCCCUCGCCUACGAAGUGACGCACAAGCCGGCGGCCAAUAGCUCCAUCAUCCUUAACCUCGACGUGCCGGGGGAGACGACACAGCUCUGCUACGACAAGGCUAUUCGAGCCCUGUCCAAGGAGGCCGGUAACUCCAUCCCCGGCUUCGGCAACAAGGGUAACAAGGGCAACACCAAGCACCCCCCCGAGGUGAUUGAGAGACACUUCGGCAUGGAGGAGGUCAAGGGCCAGUCGCUCAAGGUUAUCUCCGAGCUUGUUGUCAACGAGGCGAUCAACAGCUUGGACCUGCAGGCUAUCGGCAGCGCCGAGCUGGUCCAGGACAUCUCGGUAGUCACGCAGCUGUUCACGCCGGGGGUACCGAUGAUGCUGGAGGUUAAGAUGGACGUGUGGCCGGAGGUAAACAUCGUGAAGGAAUACACGGGGUUCGAGCUGGAAGUGGAGGAGCCGCCGAUCGACGAGCCACGCGUGGCGGCUGCGUGGAAGGGUCUCCAAGAGCGUAAUGUGGUGCUGGAGGACACGGAAGAAGGUUACGCCGCACAGCUCGGCGACUCGGUUAUCGCCAACAUGAUGCCCUUCCGAGAGAACGCGGACGGGUCGAAGGGGGAACAGCUGCCCAACAUCGCGUCCGGGGAUGGUGUUGACAUCGUCCUCGAGUCUGGCAGGUACAUGCCCGGUCUGGCGGAGGGCAUGGAAGGAGUGAAGGCGGGGGAGACUAGGGAGAUCAGGAUCACCUUUCCGGACAAGCUGGGACCCCAGGGGGGCGACCUCGAGGGGACUAAGGCCGUCUUUGAGGUGGAAGCCGUCGAGGUUAUGAAACGCAAUGUGCCGGAGGUGAACGAGGAGUUCGCGCAGAGCAUCCGCGAGGGCCUGACUCUAGAAGAACUGACGACGGAGGUGGAAAAGGCGGUCAUGGAGGAGACCGGGACAUCCAAGAGGGACACCCGAAACAAGGCCUACGAAGAAGCUCUCCUGGAGACGUGCUCGAUUACCAUCCCGGAGACGUUGAUCGUGGAGCAGGCCCGCGAGAAGUUCGCCAUUAUGAUGACCGAGUUUAAGGACCAGGGGGAGUCGGACGCAAAGAUCCAGAGCAUGAUCACGAAGGAGGCUGGGUAAGUAGUAAUAGUGAGGUUCGACGGAUCAAAAUCAAGAAUUCAAACUCGAUUUUCGUGUUGGAAGGUGCUGAGCAGAGGCCGGAAGGGGGUUUGGGUGUGACGACAACAACAGGGUCGGCGGGAUACUUGAGACGGUACAGCAACACGUGUGACUUGCCGGGUAGGGAUCGCUGCUUAACCUUGCUUGUCUUCCGGAAUAGUUUUCUGACUCUUGUGCUGUUGUUGCACGUCGACAUGCUUGCGUCCGCACCUGUCACGGGGGGUGGGCGGCACAUGGGGAAUAGUAGAUUAUUUUGUAGAUUUCGUAGGUCGGAAAUGAGCCUCCACCCCGCGAUUUUUUGUUUUAUUUGCGUGUUAUUCAUGCUCACCCCUCAUCUCAGAGGCGAUGCAUCCUGCUGUAUGUUAUCCUGCUGUCGCCUCCCCUCUUUUAUCCGUGUAAGACUAGUACGGACAGAAGAAGGUACUGAGAAGAGAGAACGGAAUGUUUUUUAAUGUGAAGACAACAACAUCAUGAACCAUGGUUGUUUUUUUAUGUUUGUCCCGAACUGCAGAACUUCGUCAAGUACGUGGAGGUGGUGAGGAAAAACGUCACCCGAGGCCUGACUCUGAGCCUCAUGUUCACCCACAUCGCCGAGAAGGAGGGCCUUUCGGUACGUUCCAUGUCCAGUCAUGGUUUUUGUGGUUAUUUCCGGUUUGGCGUGGUGUUCCGUGCCGAGAAGGAGCGCCUUCCGUGACGUCCCAUUUGCAGUCAUGGGUUUGUGGUCAAAUCCGGUUUGGUGUAGUGUCCCUUGCUGAGAAGGAGGGCCUUGUGGUUCGUCCCAUUCCCGGUUUUUGUAUUCUGUUUGCGGUUAUGUUCGGAUUGGCGUAGUGUUCGUUUUGUGAUUUCGUCCGCGCAGCCUUUUCAGCCUCUGUUAGCACUAUUAUACUAAUAUUCCAAAGAAAUAGUGAAACAUGUUACGCCAUUUUUUUUUGCCAAGUCCACAACGUGCUAUUUGGAAUUCCGCGUAUGGACG